This is a messenger RNA of Paramecium sonneborni, 3589 nucleotides long. The record is from the annotation of a GenBank genome assembly. Lineage: Eukaryota; Ciliophora; Oligohymenophorea; Peniculida; Parameciidae.
UGUUAAUGAUGUUUACAUAUAUAAAUAGAAGGAGUUGCUUUGUUUAAGUGUAUUCUUUUGAUGCUGUAGAUGAGGAUUUGGAUGGUAUUACAAGUUUCUUAAAAAUUGAUAGAUUGGGAUGUCUAAAAUGGACAGAAUGCAAUGUUUAGGAAUUGUGGUUCUUAAAAGAUUUUUGGUGGACCUAAGAGUUUUGGGAUGAGUACUUCGAUUACAAGAUUCUUUAAUAAUAUUGAUCCUCACAGCAGUUUAAAAAUAGAGAUGGAAUUUUGGAGGUACAUCUUAAAUUUGUUAUAUUAAAGAAUUGAUAAAUGGACUUCAGAUUCAAUAAAUAUAGAAGUUGAUAAUAAUUUGUAAUUCUAAAAAGAUUACAUAUAAUCUGGAAUAUUUCCUGAUUAUUGUGGAACAGGCAGCUUAUAAGAUGAUGAUGAUGAUACGUCUGUUUAUGAUGAUGAACAUGAAAUAAUAUCAUUUACAAUUCCACAUAGUAAAAGAAGUGCCUGGGUACAUAUAUAUACAAAUUAUAAUAAUGACGAGAAGGUAAAUUAGUAAUUAAUAAAAGUAAUCAUGGGGUUUAAGAAUAUUUAAGUUGAGCAUAAAGAAAUGUUAAAAUGGAUGUCUUGCAUGUUCUAUUGAUGAUUAUCCUGAAUGUUUAAAAUGGGAAAGAUAUAUAUAAUCAUUUUCUAAUUUUUAUUUAAGUGGUCUUGAUUAAUGGAAUGGGUUAGGUUCUCCUUUAACUUUGUGGCAGUCAAAUUAAUGUUCAAAUUGUCAUUAUUAUUAUGGAUUGAAGUUUAGGAGAUACUUAUAUCUGACAAAACAAAAUUAAUUGCUUUUAAGACUUUUUAAAUUUGAUUCAAAUGAUUUUAAAAUUUUAUUAGAUAAUAAAUAAUACACUAUAAUUUACAACAAAAAAGGACAUAUCGAGAUUUUAAUUGAUGAUUGGAAAAGUGAUAUAUUAGAUAUAAGAUUUGUAUCUUUAAAUUAAGAGUUAUAUCUGAGAGAUAUUGAUAUAUACAUUGCAAAUUCUAAUGAUAAUGAUAUAAUUGGAUUUCAAUAAGGCUGUGAGUAAUUUAUAAAUAAUUUAUGUAAUAUUUGUAAUGAAGGUUGGAUUUAUAAUGAAAUAAAUAAUAGUUGUUAAGGUUAAUGUGGUGAUUAAGUAAUUGAAGGUGAUGAAGAAUGUGAUGAUGGUAAUAAUUAAUCUAAUGAUGGGUGUUUUUAGUGUAAAUUUUAAUGUGAUUAAAAUUGCAACAUUUGUUUAUUUGGUGUAUGUUAAAAUUGUUUAAGUAAUUAUGAAUUAGAUGAUAAUAAAUUUUGUUAAUCUAUUUGUGGAGAUGGUGUUUUAAUUCCUUACACAAACGAAUAAUGUGAUGAUGGUAAUGAUAUAGAAAAUGAUGGUUGUUAUAAUUGUAUUUUUGAGUGUAAUAAAACUUGUAAUAUUUGUUUUGUGAAUAUAUGUUUAGAAUGUUAAAAAGGAUAUCAUUUAAUUGAUAAUGAAUGUUAACCAUUUUGUGGAGAUUCAAUUGUUAUUAUUGGUUCAGAAGAUUGUGAUGAUGGUAAUUAAAUACCAUUUGAUGGUUGUUAUAAUUGCAAAUUCUAAUGUUAUGAAGAUUGUCUUAAAUGUUUAGAUGGAUUAUGUAUUGAUGAUUAUUGUAACAAAGGAUAUGAACUUAUCUCUGAACAAUGUAUUUCUAUAUGUGGUGAUUAAUUAAUUACCAUAGAUGAAGAAUGUGAUGAUAAUAAUGAUAUUCAGUACGAUGGAUGUUAUUAAUGUUUAUAUUCCUGUCCUUUAAAUUGUUUUAAUUGUUUAUAAGGAUUAUGUGUAAAAUGUGAAUACUAAUAUCAACUCACCUAAAAUGGUUUAUGUUAAAUUACAUCUCAACUUUAAGAUAUUAUUCAAUGUUAUGAUGGUAAUGAUUUGCCUAAUGAUGGAUGUUAUAAUUCUAAAAUUGAAACUAAUUGGGUUUGUUCAGAAUAUAUUCAAGAUAUCCUAUCUUAAUGUUCUUUUUCUUUGAUUCCUUAAAUAAUACUCACCUUCCUAAAUAUUACUUCCAAUAUUUAAUAUGUUAAAAUUUCAUUUAAUGAACAAGUUAUAGUUUCCUCAUCAACACCACUUUCUUAAACUAUUGAAAUUAUAGUUUUAAAUAUUACCAAUGACAAAUAAAAAUUAAACUUAUCCAUUAUUUAGGAUGUGAAUCAAGAUUUUUCCAACCCAGAAUUUAUCAUUACUAUUGAAAUCUAUUAAUUACUUUAAUCUAAACCAAUCCUAUAAAUUCUCUUAAAUUAAUAAAUAGUUAACAGAUAAGGCUCUUUUAUUCCUCGUAAUGAUCAUUAUAUUUCUUUGAAUAUUCCAAACUAUUUAAAUGAACUUCAAACUACCUAUUCUUAUAAAUUGCAACAAGUCAAUAAAUCCAUUAUCUAUACCAUUCUUGCAAUUGGAGCAGUAUGUUUACUCUUUGGAUUUUCCAAUUUAUUUCUUUAAAUACUUAAUAUUUUACAGUAUUAAUAAUAUCUAAGAUACCUUAACUUAUAAUUUCCUCAAAAUCUUUCGAUAUAUUUUGAGUUAGGCGAUCUACUAUCAAGUUAAACUCUUAUGGAUUACUUUCAUAUUGGUGAUUUUUUUAGUUUUUUUUCCAUAAAUUCUCGCUUUUAACCUUCUUAUGAAAAAUUUGAGGAUUAUGAACUUAAUGCUGAUUUAAUUCAAAAUAUUCAGUGGUAGGUACUUUAAUUUUGUAUUUGCCUACUUAUUUUAUCUAUCAUUAGUUUUUUAAAAAGAAUAUUUUAUUAUCACAUUUUCACAAGUUCUUUUUGCGAUUCAAUAUUAACUCUAUUAAAGUGUAUAAAAAAAUAAUUUAUCAUAAAAUUUGCAUCAGGAAUUUAUAAAUUAGCAAAAUAGUUUAUAAGUAUCGAAUAAGUUGCAACUUAUAAUGGUGUAAAACAAUUAUUAUUAAUUAAUGGAUGGGAUUUACUCUUUAAAGUUUUUUUAUAUCUUCAAUCAAUUAAUUCUAUCUUUUUAAGGGAUGUUAUAUCAAUCUUUAUAGGUUCCUGUAUUCUUCUUGCUUAUUUAAUCAUAAUUAUUUCAGCAUGUAAUCGAUAAACUAGAUUAAAAAAAAUUAGAAAAAAAUUAUUAUUAGUUGGAAGAUUUGAAAUAUUCAACUUACUCAGAUAAUUUUGCUUUUUAAUUAUCUUAGUAUUCUUAUAAGAGUAACAGAUUUUAUAAAUAAUGCUUAUUACUCUCAUAUGUGUUUUAUGCCUCAAAAUUGUUUACAUUUAUCGCAAUGCAUUUUAAAUAUCAAACUUUUUGGUUCAAUUCAUUGUUGAAGGAUCAAUAUUAGUAUUUACAUUCACUUCACUUAUUUAUGUUAACGAUUUUUCAAAGUACAUCAAUUAAGAACUUAAAAUUAAAUUUGGAUGGUUUCACAUCAGUAUUCUCUCAUUCGCUCUUAUAGUACAAUUAAUUAUGAUCAUUUAUUAAAGGAUUCAAUCCUUAUAUUCUAAAUACAAACAUGAAAAAGAAAAACGUAAUUAAGCUCGAAAUAAUUCUCAUUUGCUUUUAAUUGAAAUUAAAAACCGUAUUAUAAUUCAUUAUGCAUGA